AUGUACUGUGGCUACCAGUAUUAUGAGCAGCUGGAGGAUGACCUCUACAGGGAGGAAGAUGACGACUCUAAGAGCUCAGAUGCUGACAGUGAACUUGAAUUUCACUUGUAUAGCCAACUUCACUAUUCCUCUAAUGCUGGAGACGUCAGUGAACUGGAAGAUGAAAGGAAAGACAUUGAAGAGGUCAGCAUCCAAGAUGAUCAUAACAUAACGACAGAUGCUGAUAAUCUGGGACAUCAGACUGAAAACAACCUUACAUCAGAGAAUCAAGCAGUCCAUGGGGAAAAAGAGAAAACAUCCAAAAAUAAGAAAAAAAGGGAUACACUCAAAAGUCAGAGGGCAUCUGCUGUGUUUGAGGAGGUGAUCGUCAUUGACUCCGGCUCGGAUGCCAUCAUACUGUCUGAGGAUGACAGUAGUGAUAGUAGUGAUAACACUGAAGGAGUUUGUGCGUUGAAGGGUCGAAGGUUAUCAAAGCUUUGUACCUCCACACCUGCACAUGAGGUAAAAAGAGUAAUUGAUGCAACCGGCACUGUAACUUUAAGCAGCUCUGAGUCUGACUCUGAGCCGGAGUUCCAGUGUGUGUCAGACUCAAGCAGCUUGUCAGACUCCGACGAUAUGGAGAACUGGAUGAUUCUGGGCCCUGGUGAUCAGGAGGGAGACCAGUCCAUCUCACUCAACCUGGAUGGAGUCGCUGAAGGCGAGCCAGGUAAUGAAGAACUGGGUGGCAGUUGGAGGAUAUCCGAUAAAGAUAUACAGGCCCAGAUUUUCAAUAAAAAUAAAGGAGUCAGGCCUUUUGUGCAGAGAGUGACUAGUCGAUAUUAUACAGACAAAAACGUCCACUGUAAAAACUGCACAAAAACUGGUCAUUUGUCUAAGAACUGCCCUGAACCACAAAAGAUCCCGCCAUGCUUCUUAUGUGGAACUGUGGGCCACAUUGUGAGCUCAUGUCCCCACAAGCACUGCAACAACUGUGGACUUCCUGGGCAUCUGUUCAACGGCUGCAGCGAGAGGCCUUACUGGCACAAGCGGUGCAAUCGCUGCGCCAUGACUGGACACUUCUUUGAUGACUGCCCAGAAGUCUGGAGGCAAUACCAUUUAACAAUUAAGGCGGGGCCUCCUGUAAAACACCAAAGAAAUGGACAGGGUCAGACGCCUUACUGCUACAACUGUGCCAAGAAGGGACAUUAUGGACAUGAGUGUUCCAGGCAGAGAAUGUACAAUGGAACAUAUCCCAGCACGCCUUUAAUAAAUCACUACGACACCAUAUAUGACAUAAAGUGCAGACAACGGCGGAUAGAUCAGAAGACUCGAGAGCUGAAGAAGUUUACUCCUCAUUUGCCUCAAUCCACCUCAAGCCCAGGACCUCCAAGGAAGAAGCAAAGGACCAACCUUGAUUAUAGAAACCACAGAUUUCACUCGAGCCCAAGCUUCAAAACUCAACUAGCCGCCUCAAGCCACAUUUUUUUCAGUGACACUACAGAUUCUAAAAAACACAAGCGGCAAAAGCACAAAGCGGUCUCUUUGGAAAAGCCGUGGAAACCCAAGCGUCCAGUCCCUAAGUCUAAAGAGACUGCAAUAGUUUUAGAUGAAGCGGAUGACUUCCCAAGAGGUGGAGGUCAAGCGCUGGAACCGUCGCCCGGUAGUAACGUUAGCAUUAGCGCCACUGUUAGCUUAGAGCACCGCAGCUGGCUCAGUGAGCUGGAGUCUGGACACUGGACACUGGAGCGUGUCUUCACAUCUACAUUUACUCCUUUGAACGAGACCCGUCUUUAG
This is a messenger RNA of Knipowitschia caucasica, 1773 nucleotides long. The record is from the annotation of a GenBank genome assembly. Lineage: Eukaryota; Metazoa; Chordata; Actinopteri; Gobiiformes; Gobiidae.